Messenger RNA from Histoplasma mississippiense, 468 nucleotides. RefSeq lists its product with no specific name. The transcript is spliced from 3 exons. NCBI's taxonomy places the organism in Eukaryota, Fungi, Ascomycota, Eurotiomycetes, Onygenales, Ajellomycetaceae. The record is from RefSeq and is a predicted model, not a curated record. Bases 1 to 468 code for a protein of 155 amino acids.
AUGAAAUCCAAAAUCAGUCUGGCUUUCCUGCUCUCCCUCACCCUUUCUGUUUCGGCAGCACCACUGGAGCAAAGCAUCCAGGUCAAAUUCAACAACGGAGUCAAAACGACCGAAGAGGCUGUUAUCUCAUAUCACCUCUCAAACGCAGGCCUUUAUCUCUGCGACCGUUCAGGUUUUGUGGGACAUUGCGUCCACUACGCAACUCCCUUCGGACAGUGCGUCGAUCAGUUCCCUCACGGUAAAGGAGUCAAAUCGGCUAGUUCCGACCAGGGAAGCCGAUGCACGCUGUACUCGUCCACCACCCUGGGUAUCCGGAUCUGCGCCACCAAGACUGGGGUGAUCGGGCUCGCAGCUACAGUUGCAGACCUGCUGAGUGACAGGCUGCUUGCAGUUGGCAAGAGCAGGCAAGAGCAGGCAAGAGCAGGAGAGGCGUAUCAUAGCAUGAUAGAACUUGGAUCGCAAUCGUGA